AAACCGCCCGUAAACGAAAUAUACACAGGUAGAAUCUAUUGACUAUUUCUAUUGAACAUAAAUGAUAUUUACAUAAUACCAAAUACGUUUUUGAUGUACAUUUCAUGAUUACUUUCAUAACACAUCAUUUGAAGGAUUUUAAAGCUCCACAAAACAACGAAUAUGGAUAUACUUAAAGAUCAUAUUUCUACUGGAUUUUUUUUUAUAUUUCUUUCCAUUUUUGUGAUCAACAGAAUGGAAAUAGUAGACGCCGAAUGUCAUUUGCCUGAAAAUCUGAGAAAUUCAGAUUGGGAAUAUAAAUACACACAAGUAUCAGACAAUUCAGAACAAUCAAAAAUACUCACAAUCUCAACUACAACGCUACAGAAUUCCGUCAUCAAUUUAAAUGCUUUUGGGACAACAAUAGACGAUUGGACUUGCAUAAAUAGUUUAACCAUCUCUAGCACAGAGGGAGUUAUGGUUUUCAAAAGUGACACAAGCUUUACCGAUGGAGGUUUGACAUCAGGAAACAGGCUUUAUCUAUGUAUGAAAUUUACAGAAGUUACCUCCGAUUUAUAUUACUUUUACCUUUUGUCAGAUAUUUAUACUGACGUAAAUCCGAAUGAGAGAGUGUUCGUGUCAACUAACACAGCUGAUGAUGCUUCAAUAUGUAACACUUUCUGUCAGUACACAGAGACACCGAAAAUUCGUACAUUAAGAAAAUCAGGUACAAGUGACAGCUUGCCCAGCAGUACACCUUUAUGUGAGUGUGGCAGCUCAUGCAGCAGUAGAGCUUAUUCUAUAGGUUUCAACAAAACUUGGACAAUUGUCUUUGUGGCCAUAGGACUUGUGUUUAACAGUCAUAAUCGAUAGCUAUGAACAUAAAAAACAGACUACAAAUGGUGCCAAUCUUUAGACAAGUAGGAUACAGUUUAUUGCUGAAAAGAUUUCCGGAAAGCUUUCUAUUAAACGUUCUUGCCAAUUAUGCAGUUUACAUUCAAAAUGAAAAUGUAACUAAACGUUUUCUACAAAAAUAGUUAGAGCGGAUCACUAAAAAUACAUGUACAAACAGUUUAAAUAUAUCAACGAAAAUUAAUUGUGCAAUUAUGCAAUUAAAGAUCAAGGAGGAUGAACUAUAAUUAUCAUUAACGCGUUUGCAGUUAGCUUCUAUUAUUCAUCAUUGUUUUAGAGGAUUUCCACAUGGAAUCAAACACCUUUCCAAAGACUUCCAAUAUACGUUUUAUUUUUAUAUCUCUCUCGUCUUUCAAGCACUUACGGACAAAACAAACACUCCAGUCAUAAGUGUUCAAUGAAUGGGGAAGUGUUUAACCCCUUAGUCAAUGAUAACAUUGCAAUAUUAUUUUUAAAAGUGAAAAUUUGAAUAGUAUAUUUUAUAUCAGUUCAUCUGUACUGAGAUUUUUAUUGCAUUGUAUAAGACACUAUUUUUGCAAAAUUACACAUUAAGUUAUACUAACUUACUUUUAAUCUUUCGAUUAAUUCGUUAUAGAAGAUUAAGAUGUUCACAAGGAUUUUCUAAAUACGUGUGCCAUAUGCCUACCAAAACUUAUGAAUGAAAUCUGGAUUGGUUGUAAUGAUGCAUUUUUUAUUAUUUCCUUACGCGGAAGCAUCAGAUGCGCCACUUUAAUGCACUUAUGUUUACACUUCAUAUUUUAAGCACAGCUAAGUCUGUCUAAUAUGGAGACCAGUUUGUGACGAAUACAGAAAAAAAAAUUGUGCGCGCAAAAUAAUAUAAUGUGCGCAAAAAAUAUUAUAAUAUGCGCACAAAAUAUUAAACUGUGCCCACAACAUAUUAAAAAGUGCGCGCAAAAUAUUAUAAUGUGCGCACAAAAUAUUAUAUUGCGCCACAAAAUAUUUAUGUUGUGCGCACAAAAUAUUUAUAUAGUGCUGUAAAGGUUCCCAACGGGGCUCCGUAGUCUAAUUCAUUUGUGGGAACAUCACAGUUAUAUAUACUACAUGUAGUAUAAAUAUCAUUAGUUUAUUCUUUUGUUACGAAUAAUAAUCAUUUUUGUUGGACGUGCAUAAACAUUUAGUUCAAAAUCUAGUUUGAUUUUUGUUGAAAAAAGAGUACAAGUUUAUAUGAGCCAAUUUUUUAUUUUGGAUAAGAACGCCCACUUUGUGUGCUUCGCGCCAUAUUAGGCUACUAUGUAAAUUAUUUGCUGAUUUAUAUCGAAAGCUAUGAACAAUAACAAUGUUGUUAAUUUCAAGCGAAAUAAUAACAAAAGUGGCUCGAACUUUUAAUUUGUUUCAAAGUCUAACUCGAACCUGAUCUUUAACUAAAUUGAGUUUCAUUGACGUUUGUCAAAUCUAUUUUGAUCACCAGGGGAUGGGGGAGGGGUCUCUUCCUAUAUAAAGGUAUACACAGACGUGCCACUGGUAUGGGUCACUUUUUGGAAUGUCAAAUAUAUCAAUGGGGUGCAUUUUCACGAAGGUAAUAUACCAAUGGGUAGAAAUUUAUAUGUCAAUGGGUCAUAAAUUUUAAGGUGUCUGUAAAACCUGUGUUCUGAUCUAUUUACCUAAUAAUAUGAAAGAUCCUGUGUGGUUAACGUCUGAAUAAGAUGUCGUGAUAGCUGGGGAAUAUAUUAAAAUGGGUUUUGAUGUGCCUAUGACAUAUAUAAAUGGGUAGGGAUUUUCUCAAAAAUCAAUAUAUGAAUAGGGGGUGUUUUUAAAUCCCAGCCUGACGUCUAUACCUAUAUUUGUACGUUAAGAUGAUGUCAACUUUUGUCUAUAUGUUUUAUUGUAUAAUAAUUUAUUGAUACAAAGAAUUAUAUUGUUAACAUUUAAAUUGUGACGUAACAGAUUAUGGAAUUAGAUUUGCUUGCUACCUUGAUGCAAUGUUACGCAGCGGACUAUUUUCAUAUUACCGACUUUUGACUCCGGAUUAUAGAAUUUUUCAACAGGUUAUCUUUUCUGUGGUUGGACAUCCUGGUACUCGGUCCAGUAGGAGCAACCAAAAAAAGUAAAAUCAAACAUAUAAUUGCUGUUAUUUGAGGGGUAAGUUUACUGUUUUCCGAUGAUUUUGUCGUGUAAAGAAAAUGUAAAGCAGUUAAUUUCCCCAUAAAAUUGUACCGAUUGAAAACUUGGUUUUACUUCUUUACUUUGCUCUUACUUGACUUGGUACCAGGAUGUCCUACCACAGAAAAGGUAACCUGUCGAAAAAUUAUAUAUAACGGAGUCAAAAGUCGGUAAUAUGAAAAUAGUAACGUUUUAGUGCAAAAGGGACAGCGUAAAACACACAAACGGCGAAUAAGAGAAACAGAAAAUCCUGCAUCACGUUCGUCCGUGAAAAUGUUUUUCAAAUUAGCAAACAGUGGACCAUUUAUCUGUAGAAUUAGAACGCCUGUUUAGCAAUCUUCUCAAAACCUGUAUAUUGUUAAAUCCCUUUGCACAGUACUAUCGUUUUAAAAUAUUAAAGGCAAAAGUGUUAUUAUUACAUCACCGAAACAGUGGCCAGUUUAUCUGCUACUUGAUCUGUCAAAACAAGCAUGGCGUAGUGUAUCGACGACACCGAGGCUGUAUGUGGUGCAUACAUCAAUGCCUGAGGUUGUCAAUGUUGUCUUACUAAUAAAUGAAGACUGCUUGAUUUUUUAAUUUCCUUCAUUGUAAAUAUACCUUCCAUUGUGUUCAAUUUCCGCCUCUUUUUAUCAUGCAAUAAUAGUUAUGUAUAAUCAUUUUUAUUUUAUUUUUAAAUAAAUAAAUAAAUAUGGAAAAGAAA
Mytilus californianus (California mussel) is the source of this 3712-nucleotide messenger RNA. RefSeq lists its product as uncharacterized. Lineage: Eukaryota; Metazoa; Mollusca; Bivalvia; Mytilida; Mytilidae. The record is from RefSeq and is a predicted model, not a curated record. Bases 163 to 852 code for a protein of 229 amino acids. The transcript is spliced from 7 exons.